Messenger RNA from Drosophila bipectinata, 1458 nucleotides. RefSeq names its product Promyelocytic leukemia zinc finger (gene Plzf). The record is from RefSeq and is a predicted model, not a curated record. Lineage: Eukaryota; Metazoa; Arthropoda; Insecta; Diptera; Drosophilidae. Gene Ontology annotation, molecular function: DNA-binding transcription factor activity, RNA polymerase II-specific; RNA polymerase II cis-regulatory region sequence-specific DNA binding; protein binding. Gene Ontology annotation, biological process: regulation of transcription by RNA polymerase II.
CAAAACAAUAAGUUUGUUUUUAAUGUGAUUUUUUGCAGUAUACCGGCCAAUAAAAUGUUACAAACUGAAACAAUGCAAUCCCUACCCACUUUACAUCAACCUCUGCACUCCAAGGUGUCUAAUUACCUGAACAAUCAGCGGAGAACCGGGCAGUUCUGCGAUCUUCUCCUGGAAUUGGACUCGGAUGAUGCACUCAGCUUGAGCGUUCACUUCUGCGUCCUGGCUGCUCAGAGUCAGUUAAUAAAUACCAACCAGAAGCAGCAACAGUUCUCCAUCCACAAUCCGCUCAAGAUCACCAUCCGGAAUUUUAACUGCACCCAGUGCUUUCACACGAUUGUGGAUUUCUUCUACGAGGACAUUGUGUCCGUUUCCAAGGAGCAUGAGUCUCACUUCCGAGAACUGGCCCAGAUACUGGCUGUAACAGAGCUGAUGAAUCUAUACCAAAUGCCCUUGAAGGAAACAUCAGAGAUUACUACUUCCGGAGAAGCAGAACUCAAUCUGGAGGCAGAAAAGAAAUCCGAAGAUGUCUUUGAGAGUCAGCAAAGUUAUUUUAAGUUAAAAAACCCAAAGGCAGUCAAGUCCAGUAGCAAGGUUAACUAUUGCAUUGGUUGCGAUUUUAAAUGCUAUCAAGUGCAAAAGAUGAUCGAGCACAUGAGCAGCUGUGAACCAUCCCACCUAACUUGCUCUUUGUGUGAAGUGGGUUUCCUCGAUUGGCGGGAGUACGAUACACAUCUUCGUCGUCACUCCAGCGAUCUGCGCAAGCCGUUUUUUUGUCUCCAGUGCGGAAUAAGGUUCACCACCCGGGCCGCUUUGUUGGUUCAUCAGCCCAAGCAUUCUACAGAAACACCGCACAUUUGUCCCCAUUGUGGAAAGGGUUUUAAAUGGAAGCAAGGACUAAGCAACCACAUCUUGGUCCAUAAUCCCCAAAAGCAGAUGCUCUGCGAUGUCUGCGGCUACAGUACCACCCACAUGAAGGCCCUUAAAUCUCACAAGCUGCUCCACACUGGGGAGUUUUUUGCCUGCACAGUGGCAGGAUGCAAACACCGGGCCAAUAGAAAAGAAAACCUGAAGCUGCACAUCGAGACCCAUAAACAGGGUCGUGAUUUCAUUUGCGAGGUCUGCGGCUGCAAAUUCAGCCAGAGCAAGAACCUCAAGCGUCACGCCUUAAAGCACACCGAGACCGGUCCGAAUCGUUACAAAUGCCAGCUGUGCGGUUUCAGCAGCCAUCGGUCCGACAAGAUGAAAGAGCACGUGCAGCGUAUUCAUACGGAGAAGGCCGUGCAGCUGGAGCUCUCAGAGACUGUAGACAGUUCCUUCCCCGAUGACUUUGAUCUGCCAGUUAUUGAAACGGUGACGGCUCCAAAAAAGAAGCCCAAGACCCCGAAAUGCAAACAGAAGAACGAAACUAAUCCUGAAAAACGACUAAAAACCUUGCUGCCAAAGGGGACCGUUAAAUAG